Molecule: messenger RNA, 1112 nt
Organism: Ipomoea triloba (trilobed morning glory)
Lineage: Eukaryota; Viridiplantae; Streptophyta; Magnoliopsida; Solanales; Convolvulaceae
Exons: 4
Coding region: 224-862 (212 amino acids)
Molecular function (GO): RNA binding
Source: RefSeq, a predicted model, not a curated record
AAGUCUUUAUAUUAUUGGUGUUGAUUAAGGGACGAUCUAUUUACGACUCGACAUCGACAAUGUAGUUGGGCGAGGAUGAGAAGCCAGAGGAGAUGACUUGACAUCCACAAGCUAAGCUAGGCAACGAUGGUGAUAAACUAGAUGACUAGGGUUGAUGCGUGCAUUUAGUGAACCGAUGGGACCUCGAUGGUGUCAAUAAUCGAAUGAAGUGCCAGGGCAGCUUAUGAGCUUUGAAUGUUGUCUCUUCGCCCUCGACUCUGAAGUAAUGGAACCUUCGGCAGAAGAGUACUCUGCAUUUGAAGAGAAAGUUAAACGGACUGUGUAUGUUGACAACCUCUCGCCCCUGGUUAACGAAUCUAUCCUCAGAUCUGCUUUUGGUCAGUUUGGGAACGUCGUUAGUGUUCAGUUUAUUCCGAAUUACUUGGAGCCAAGAAUCACCUCUCAAGCUGCUUUGAUUGAGGUGGACAAUCCUAAGCAGGCCAAAGGGAUAAUAUCUGAUAUCACUAAUUCCCCCUUUAUGGUAUCUGGAAUGCCGAGGCCUGUGAGGGCACUCCCUGCAGAACCGGAGAUGUUUGAAGAUCGUCCGAGAAAACCAGGAAGGAAAAUAGAAUGUCGGUGGGUGGAACCCGGUGAUCCUGACUUUGAGGUGGCUCAGGAGCUUGUACAGUUGACGAGGAAACAUGCUGCAGAGGUCACUUUUCUGCUCGAGCGUGAAGAGGAAGAGGAGAAAAAGCUUUCAAAUCAGCAGGCCGAGGCUUUGAAGUCAAAUUAUAAGAAGUUUGAGCUGAUUGACAAUGCUGUUGCUGAUAAAACUGCUCAGCGUCUGGGAGCCCGAUAUAAUAUGCGUGUUUCUGAUGCUUGAAGGCUUGCAAUGAAUGGCGAUUCGCAACACCUAAACUAGCAGUCAUGUAAAUGUUGGCCUUCCUAAACUAGCAGUCAUGUAAAUGCUGGCCUUCCUAUGAAAAUCUUGUUUUCUUUUGGGUAUUUAUCUGUUUCUUGAUCAUUUUAUUUUAGAAAUAAUGUGCAUGACAGGCCAUUCUGUAAUAGACAUACUCAACAGCAGCAGACAUAAAAUUGUCAUUUAUAAACUCUUUUCCCUGAGCCUAUCAAAA